This is a messenger RNA of Apodemus sylvaticus (European woodmouse), 1573 nucleotides long. It is a transcript of the gene Pnmt, whose product is annotated as phenylethanolamine N-methyltransferase. The transcript is spliced from 3 exons. Gene Ontology annotation, cellular component: cytosol. Lineage: Eukaryota; Metazoa; Chordata; Mammalia; Rodentia; Muridae. The coding region runs from base 630 to 1499 and encodes 289 amino acids. Gene Ontology annotation, molecular function: phenylethanolamine N-methyltransferase activity. The record is from RefSeq and is a predicted model, not a curated record.
CACUGCCUCACCUCUCUUAUCUCUGCUGCCAUCCGAUGCUCAGGGCAGAAACCUGCUCAGGACCCGGGGUUCCCAAGACAGAGGCUGGAACAGAGUGUCCUUUCUGGAGGAGGGAAGGGUCCCUGCAAGCUAGAGAUGGCUUAGAGGUCUGGAGGUAGGGAUGGCAUUACAAAGGAGGAGAGUUUGUAAGGGGUGCCCAGAGAGACGGGGUGAGGCCUGGGGAAGGAGGCUGGGACUAGCUAAUUCAGAUCUUGGGAAAGAGAAGGGAUGGGAUGCUGGGCAAAGAGUCUGUGGGAGGCUGGUGAGGAGCCGGGGUACCCCGGGAACUGAGGUUGGGGGUGUAGGGCAGCUCUGGAGCGAGCAGGGGCCAGGAAGGAUGUAUGCAAGUGUAUGUAGAGCAAGGGUGGGGCGGGAGCGAUGUUCUAAAGGGCGCCCCCCACGCCCACGCCCGCGCCUCUGCUGCUCGGACACUAACUGAGAUGGAUGGAGUGACAGAGAUGUGGUGGCCUCAGGCGCCUCAUCCCUCAGCAGCCACCUGCCCCUGUGACGGAGGGGUCCGGGUGGGGGGACCCAGUGGUAGAUAAAGGGAUGGAGAGGUUAGCAGGGGGAUAGGAGGCCCCAACAGAAGCAUGAACGGCGGCGGCUGUGGCGGCUCAGACCCGAAGCCCACUGCAGGGAUGGACCCUGACAGCCACCCUGGCCAGGCAGCUGUCGCCUUGGCUUACCAGCGCUUCGAGCCCCGCGCCUACCUCCUCAACAACUACGCGCCUCCUCGUGGAGACCUGAGCAACCCUGAUGGCGUCGGGCCUUGGAAGCUGCGCUGCAUGGCCCAAGUCUUUGCCACCGGGGAGGUGUCUGGACGGGUCCUCAUUGACAUAGGCUCGGGCCCCACCAUAUACCAGUUGCUCAGUGCCUGUGCCCACUUCGAAGACAUCACCAUGACAGACUUCUUGGAGGUCAACCGGCAGGAGCUGGGCCUCUGGCUGCGAGAGGAACCAGGGGCCUUUGACUGGAGCGUGUAUAGCCAGUAUGCCUGCCUCAUCGAGGACAGGGGUGAGUCCUGGCAGGAGAAAGAACACCAGCUUCGAGCACGGGUGAAGCGUGUCUUGCCCAUCGAUGUGCACAAGCCCCAGCCCCUGGGAAUGGCGAGCCUGGCCCCCCUGCCUGCCGAUGCCUUGGUCUCUGCCUUCUGCCUCGAGGCUGUGAGCCCAGAUCUUGCUAGCUUCCGGCAAGCUUUGCAUCACAUCACGACAUUGCUGAGGCCCGGGGGUCAUCUUCUCCUCAUUGGGGCCCUGCAGGAGUCGUGGUACCUUGCUGGGGAGGCCAGGCUAUCUGUGGUGCCCGUGUCAGAGGAGGAGGUGAGGGAGGCCCUGGUCCUUGGUGGUUAUGAGGUCCGAGACCUUCGCACCUACAUCAUGCCUGCCCACCUCCGCACGGGGGUAGAUGAUGUCAAGGGCGUCUUUUUUGCCUGGGCCCAGAAGAUGGAGGUGCAAGUGUGAGGGCCCCACCCCACGUCAGGUGUCCUGUGCCUCCCAAACUCCUUAUCACCCCAAGUAGCACCUAAUAAAGCAAU